This is a messenger RNA of Arachis ipaensis, 1325 nucleotides long. The record is from RefSeq and is a predicted model, not a curated record. NCBI's taxonomy places the organism in Eukaryota, Viridiplantae, Streptophyta, Magnoliopsida, Fabales, Fabaceae.
AAAUCCUUAUUCACUUAGUCACCAAAAAAAAAAAUCCUUAUUCUCUUAUUACUACGAGAAUGAAACACCUUUUAUUUUUUGGACAGAGAAGAAAAUACCUUGAAUACGAAGAAACUCUUCCAGAAGAUGUGAUUAGAGAAAUAUUGGCGAGGCUUCCAGUGAGGCUUCUCCUGCAACUGAGGAUUGUAUGCCGUUCAUGGAACUCCCUAAUCUGCAGCCCUGAAUUCGUCAAGCACCACCUUCAAUGCUCAACCCUAACUCCGCCGCCGCCAUUACUAUGUUGGAAGGAAGCGGGACGGAGGGGCGACAUCAUGCAUUGCUCUUCACAAUCUCUUAUUCUUUAUCGCCAGCAUCAGCCAACUACUUUCGAGUCACAUCCGGCUGACGGAAUAGUCAUCGAGGGAUCUUGCAACGGAUUGCUCUGCUUGUCUCAAGGCUUUCCCUUUGAAACUCUUACUCUUUUCAAUCCCGGUACCCGUUCGGUAUCCCCAUCCGUUCCGUUCGAGUGCUCCCACGAGUGUGGAGACAAUGUUUUCUGUGGCUUUGGCUAUGAUACUCUACAUGACCAGUACAAGUUUGUUAUGGGUUGUUCUGACUCGUCUCUUAUAACUGAUUCCAAGGUGAGAUCUGGGGCUAUAGUUUUCACUUUUGGUGCAAAUCCUUUUUGGAAAACUGUUGAUCAUCCGGUGUUUCCGUAUGAUUUUGUUUGCACAAGGAAUGGAAUAUUUGUGAGCGGCACUCUGAAUUGGAUUGCGUAUCAUCCUACUAUAGAUUGUUAUGAAUUGGAGUGGUUCGUUCUUACCUUCGACUUGGAAACGGAGUUGUUUGGUCGAUUGUGUCUGCCCAUGAUUAGUAUGCACUCUAACUUCACCUACAUGCCUCGCUUGCAAGUCCACAAUAACCGUCUUUCUGUUUGUUAUCGCACUCGGCAUGAGCCAAUUAUUUGCACUCUCUGGAUAAUGAAAGAGCAUGGAGUUGAAGAGUCUUGGAUUAAAUUGUUCGAAAUCCCAUCUGAAACGAUCUCGCCAUGUUUUAAGGCUCCAUCCCUGAAUUCGCUACGCAUCACCGUCAACUCAUGCAUUGCUCUUCAUAUCUCCAGAAUCAUCCAAGUCAUCCGGGGAUCUUGCAACGGAUUAUUGCGGUCUUAAAACUAAUAAUUAAUGUGGAGUCCUUUUGGCGAAAGGGAUAGUUAGUCUAUAAGAAUUUAGUUUUUUAGUUUUGUUUCUUGUAUUACUUAUGGUUGAAUUGAAAUGUAUUCUAGUUCAUCUCCCAAGCUUGCUGGAAUAAUUAAGUAAAGGUGAAAACUCAAUUUUAUUUAAAGUUAA